AUUAGCUAUAAUGGACGAUCUUACGGAUAUAUUUGAUGAUUCUCGGGUGGAGGAGGAGGUUGAGGAGUUGACAGCUGAAGAGGUUCUGGCCAAACUUCAGGAGGCCUGGAUCAAUGAAAAGAAUUCUCCAGAACUUCUUGAACCUAAAAUGGAGAUAGUUGAGUGUAUGUUAGAACAAAUAUCAACUAUGAAUGAUAACCUGGAAACCUUAGCCAAAGGAGAUAUUAGAAUAAGUCUACACAAGAUGGAAUUAUCUAGAAUACGGUUUCUAAUUAAUUCUUACCUAAGAACAAGACUGGAUAAAAUACAGAAUAAUUUCUACUUUUAUUCACAGGGAACUGCUGAUAAUCCCAGUAAAUUAUCAAAAGAAGAAUCAGAGUUUCUUGCCAAGUACCAGGAAAGUGUAGGGGAACUAUUUCAUACUCUUUGUUUGCGGCAUCUUCCAGGUAGUUUUGAUCUUGGAAAAACAGGCAUAAAACCUCCUCAACCUAAUUUUCAGUCUGCUGUAUUCAUCAAAGUUCUCCAGGAUAUAGAUGGACUAGAGAUAAGGGAUGGUGCUGGAGCUGGUCGUGAUGAAACGAUAGAUCUAGAAGUUGGUGAACAGCACCUAGUUCAGUACUCAUCAGUUUCACAUCUUGUGGAAGGAGGAGCUGUUAGGUUAUCAUAGUGGUGCUGCUUCUCACAGCUUCUUAGCCUUAAUUUUUUUCAUCUACAUUAUAAUAUUUCACACCUGUUCUUGGGCACUUAGUUGUUAGGUUUUAAAACACUAGAUCAAGUUUCUGGUUCUUUCAGCGGCUGCCAAGUAUCUACUGUUGUAUAAUAAUAUGCAUCAAAGUCAUUUAUUUUGAUUUUUAUAUAUUUCAGAAAAA
This is a messenger RNA of Eurytemora carolleeae, 869 nucleotides long. It is a transcript of the gene Sld5, whose product is annotated as DNA replication complex GINS protein SLD5. NCBI's taxonomy places the organism in Eukaryota, Metazoa, Arthropoda, Copepoda, Calanoida, Temoridae. The transcript has 9 exons. Bases 11 to 667 code for a protein of 218 amino acids. Gene Ontology annotation, biological process: DNA-templated DNA replication; double-strand break repair via break-induced replication. The record is from RefSeq and is a predicted model, not a curated record. Gene Ontology annotation, cellular component: GINS complex.